Molecule: messenger RNA, 1470 nt
Organism: Eimeria mitis
Lineage: Eukaryota; Apicomplexa; Conoidasida; Eucoccidiorida; Eimeriidae
Exons: 3
Coding region: 1-1470 (489 amino acids)
Source: RefSeq, a predicted model, not a curated record
AUGGGCGGGGGGCCCCCAGGGGGGCCCCCAAGGGGGCCCCCCCAUGAUGAGGAGAAUGGGGCCCUUGAGGGUUUGCCUUUGAGUCCCCCUGAAUCUGUUGGUGGUGUGUUUGGGUUAGGAGGAGAAAGGAGACAGUUGUGGGGUGAAAAGGAGACAGCAGAAAAAGAAAAAGAAAAAGAAAAAGAAAAAGAAGAGACAGAAGAGGAGACAGAAGGAGAAGACAAUGGUACUUCUUUGUUUACAUCCUGGAUACCCUCUGACCUCUUACCAUGGCAGCAUAAAACAAAAAACAAAAAUAAAUAUAAAAACAACACACACACAGAUGAGGAGGGGGGCCCCCUAGGGGGAGAGAAAGAAGGAGAGGGGGGCCCCCCAGAGGGGGGGCCCCCAGGGGGGCCCCCUCAAGAAGAACAUAGGGAAAUGCCUAGGACCCCUAAAGCAGCAGAAGAGAUAAUAAAGGAAGCAGCAGCUCUCCCCUGGGGGGCGUUGAUGCGACAGCCUAAGCGCCAGCAGCAGCAGCAGCAGCAGCAGCAGCAGCAGCAGCAGCAACAGCAGCAGCAGCAGCAGCAGCAGUAUGGGGUGAAGGCUGCACAGCACAGCAGCAGCUCAAAGAAGGGGCCCCCACCCCCCCCAUCAACUGCAUGGGGCCCCCCAGCAGCAGCUGCAACUCGCGCAUCACUGCAGCAGCAGCAGCAGCAGCAGCAGCAGCAGCAGCAGCAGAGGGGGCCCCCUCCUCCCCCGAAGAAAAUCAUAAAGGGAGGGGGCGGGGGGCCCCCAGGGUCUCUAGAGGGUACAAAGGCUAGUACCCAUACGAGGGGGCCCCCCGCCAGCAAGGUGAAGGGGGGCCCCCAGGGGGGCCCCCAGGGGCCCCCCCCCCUGUUGCAGCAGCAGAAGCCAGCAGCAGCAACAGCUGGCCGCUGCAGCAUCAGCAGCAGCAGCAGCAGCAACCGCAGCAGCAACAAGAACCGCAGCAGCAGCAUCAACAACAACAGCAGCAGUAGCAGCAGAAGUGCUUCUCCUGUUGCUGCUGUUCCUGCUUUUGCUGCUCCUGCUGCUGCUGCUGUUCCUGCUGCUGCUGCUGCUGCUGCUGCUGCUCCUGCUGCUGCUGCUGCUGCUGCUGUCUCCUUAAAGCCCCUAAGAGAGUUUCCGGGUGUCUCCGUUAACUUUGAUGGUCUAUGGAGGAUAUGGCUGCAGCAGCAGCAGCUGCAGCUGCAGCAGCAGCAGCAGCAUGCAGCAUCAGCAGCAGCAGCAGCAGCAACCGCAGCAGCAACAAGAACCUGCAGCAUCAGCAGCAGCAGCAGCAGCAACCGCAGCAGCAACAAGAACCGCAGCAGCAGCAGCAGCAGGAGACCCUGUUUCUGCCUGAAAUGCUGUCUGCUGCAGGAGGAGAUCACCAAACAAAAGCAGCAGCAGCAGCAGCAGCUCAGCACAGCAGCAGCAUCAACAAAAAAGAAAAAACAACAAAGAUAG